Molecule: messenger RNA, 699 nt
Organism: Klebsormidium nitens
Lineage: Eukaryota; Viridiplantae; Streptophyta; Klebsormidiophyceae; Klebsormidiales; Klebsormidiaceae
Source: the annotation of a GenBank genome assembly
GAGUAUGCUCUUAACCAAGCCGAGCGCGAGCUGCUGCACGAUCGGCUAGGGCUCUCCGGAAUCGGACAGCUGCUCGAAGCACUCCCCGAAGACCACCCUUACUGCCGAGAGCAGAACGCACUUGGCUGCUAUCCCCUCCCCGGUUGGGAGCAGAAACGGCCCAUGCGGCAGUACCUGCCGUUUGAAGAUGAGCUUGGUCGGGCAGUCGAGAGCAGCGAGGAGCACCGCUGUAAGAGCGGUCUCACUGUCGCGGAGUUUGAUGCCAAGGUUGCGGCGGCCAAGAGCGAAAAGCAAGGGAAGCGGCUGCAGAAGCAUACGAAGGGGGGCUUCGUGUUCUGCUGCUCUCACAGGGUCGUUUAUGGUUUCCACACGAUGCUGCGGGGAGAGUCUCCUCGUGAUCCUUUCGCGGUGUUGUACACCCGCCUACAUCGGCACAACCUCCCUUCCUUCCUGUUCUACGACAACGCCUGCAAGCUGCGAUCGUACAGCAUGCGGCGUGAGCCUGCAUUCUUUGCUGACGUAAGGUUUCUCGUCGACCGGUUCCACUUCCAGAAGACCGGCGCUGAAGGCCACAAGUGUGGGGCAGCAUUCAACCCAGACUAUUACGACGCUGUGCGCUGGGUUAACACUUCAGCGGUGGAGAGCGUCAACUCCUUCUUGAUCAAGUUCAAGGUGCUAGGUUGGUUUAGUGGUCUCUAG